UGUUACUGUCAUUUGCAUUGAUCGAAAUGAAAUACUAAGAUAUAAGGAUACAAAUAUUACAAUUAUUCUUUAUAAUAAUAGAAUUUUUAUUCUUCGUAUUAGUGUUAUGAUUUAUGUAUCCUACAGUAAAUUUUGAAUAAAAUGACAAUCCACAAUCUUUAUAUUUUUGAUCGUUAUGGAACUUUACUGUAUUAUGGGGAAUGGAACAGAUCAAAGCAGUCUGGUAUGUCUCGGGAAGAGGAAGGAAAACUCAUGUACGGAAUGUUAUUUUCGAUCAAGUCAUUUGUCAGUAAAAUAUCACCAUUAGAUCCCAAAGAUGGAUUUCUAAACUACAAAACAUCAAAGUACACCCUGCACUGUUUAGAAACACCUUCUGGACUUAAGUUUGUAAUGAACACAGAUAACCAAGCUCAGGGUGUUAGGGAUCUGUUAAAGAAGAUUUAUGGAGAGAUUUAUGUUAAAUAUGCUGUAAGAAAUCCACUUUGUGGUAUCGGAGAACCAAUUACUAGUGAAUUAUUUAAAAGCAAGUUGGAUUCAUUUAUUAAACAGACUCCUAUACAUGCUGUUAGGGCUUCAUGAUAAAGAUUAAUUUUAUGAAUCUUGAUUUAAAAUAUUGCCAACAUUUCCUGACAGCUGAAUUUGUAGAUGGGUCUAUUUUAUUAGCAUCAAACAUACUUUUAUGUUAAGUAUUAUUAAAUGUAUAUCAUACUACCAAUAAUGAAUAAUUUCUUAUUAGACAAGCUUAUCCAAGUGUAGGGCCAAAGCUGGAGAUCGACAUUAGCUAGGCAAUGAUGAUAAGAAGGGGCAAUUUUUAUCUCCAUUUAAUUUAAUAUUGCGAAUGUUUUUGGUUCAUCUUAAUUGGUAUUGUGUUCAU
Molecule: messenger RNA, 874 nt
Organism: Papilio xuthus (Asian swallowtail)
Lineage: Eukaryota; Metazoa; Arthropoda; Insecta; Lepidoptera; Papilionidae
Gene: Bet5
Product: blocked early in transport 5
Exons: 2
Coding region: 142-579 (145 amino acids)
Biological process (GO): endoplasmic reticulum to Golgi vesicle-mediated transport
Cellular component (GO): TRAPP complex
Source: RefSeq, a predicted model, not a curated record